CCGCCGUGCGCGGCACACCUGGAGGAGGUGGCGGCGGCGCUGUGCACGGAGCAGGUCCGCGUGCAUCUCUUGGGCCGAUGCCCGGCCCACCGGGCGGCGCUUCCCUGGCCGCCGCCCGCGAACCGCGCGCUGGGGAGGCGCCGAGCCACGAGAGCGUGCGCGGAGCUCCGCAAGUUUGAUGUGCAGUUUUUCCUUUUCUUCCAAGGCGGGGGCUUCGGGAGGAGCGCGUGGUCGGCACCCGACGGAGGAAAAAAUGCAAUCGUCGUCGAGGCCAUCGUCCCCGUAGCGAUCUCGGCGCGCGGAAUCUGCCCGAAGCCUUCCAGUGCAUAG
Prorocentrum cordatum is the source of this 330-nucleotide messenger RNA. The record is from the annotation of a GenBank genome assembly. Lineage: Eukaryota; Dinophyceae; Prorocentrales; Prorocentraceae.